Pistacia vera is the source of this 2878-nucleotide messenger RNA. RefSeq names its product pentatricopeptide repeat-containing protein At3g53360, mitochondrial-like. The coding region runs from base 85 to 2352 and encodes 755 amino acids. Gene Ontology annotation, biological process: RNA modification. Gene Ontology annotation, molecular function: protein binding; RNA binding. The transcript is spliced from 3 exons. Lineage: Eukaryota; Viridiplantae; Streptophyta; Magnoliopsida; Sapindales; Anacardiaceae. The record is from RefSeq and is a predicted model, not a curated record.
UUCAAUCAUAAGAAAACAUUUAAAAUGUUAAUUCAAUCAUAAGAAAACAUUUUUCUUGCUUUUGAUUUAUGAAAUUCUGAUACCAUGAUUAGAAACUUGAAAGCCCAACUGCGGUUCGCCUUCAAUUACAGUCAGCCUAGUGUUUUGCCGCAUUUUAGGACUGAACAAUUUAGCAAUGAUUACAUAAGUUCCCUGUGCAAGCAAAAGCUUUACAAUGAAGCUCUUAAGGCAUUUGACUUCUUGCAUAAGAAUACAAGUUUCUCGAUAAAACCAAGCACUUAUGCCCAACUGAUGUCUGCCUGUUCUUCUCUGAGGUCUCUAGAACAGGGAAGGAAAAUCCAUCUUCAUAUGUUGGCCUCCGAAUGUCAGCCAGACGUUAUUCUUAACAAUCAUAUUCUCAACAUGUACGGAAAAGGUGGGUCACUGAAGGAUGCUAGAAUGGUUUUUGACGACAUGCCCCAGCGGAAUGUAGUCUCUUGGACUUCUGUAAUCGCUGGAUACUCACAGAAUGGCCAAGAAAAUGAUGCCAUUGAAUUGUACUUUCGGAUGUUACAGUCAGAUGUAAUGCCAGAUCAUUUCACCUUCGGAAGCAUAAUAAAAGCUUGCUCAGGUCUUAACAUUGUUGGAUUAGGAAAGCAACUUCAUGCUCAGGUCAUAAAAUCAGAACAUGGUUCUCACCUUAUUGCACAGAAUGCUCUUAUUGCAAUGUACACAAAGUUUGAACAACUUGCUGAUGCGUGGGAUGUGUUUUCUCGUAUUGCAACAAAGGAUUUAAUUUCAUGGGGUUCAAUGAUUGCUGGGUUUUCCCAACUGGGUUAUGAGUUUGAAGCUUUAUGCCAUUUUAGAGAAAUGCUUCGUCAUGGCUGCUAUCAGCUGAAUGAAUUUAUAUUUGGCAGUGUUUUCAGUGCUUGCAGCAGCCUCCUACAUCCAGAAUAUGGUAGGCAGAUACAUGGGAUUUGCAUAAAAUUUGGUUUAGGGAGAGACAUUUUUGCUGGAUGCUCCCUUUGUGACAUGUAUGCUCGAUGUGGUUUCUUAGAUUUUGCAAGAAUGGUAUUUGAUCACAUAGAAAGGCCUGAUUUAGCGUCAUGGAAUGCAAUUAUUGCCGGGAUUGCUAACAAUGGCAAUGUCAAUGAAGCCAUGUCAUUCUUUUCUCAGAUGAGGCAUCUAGAGUUGAUCCCAGACAGACUCACUGUUCGCUCCCUACUUUGUGCUUGCACCGGCCCUUUGGCACUCUAUCAGGGUAUGCAGGUUCACUCCUAUAGUGUUAAGAUAGGAUUUGAUUCUAGUGUUCCUGUGUGCAAUGCUCUACUUACCAUGUAUGCAAAGUGUUCUGUUCUAUGCAAAGCAUUCUUGGUAUUUGAAGAAUUGGGAGAGAAGGCAGAUUCAAUUUCCUGGAAUUCAAUUCUUACUGCUUGUAUGCAGCACAACCAGACUGGAGAGAUCUUCAGAUUAUUCAACCUAAUGCUUGUUUCUCAAAAUAAGCCUGAUCAUAUUACUUUAACUAAUGUAGUGGGAGCUUGUGCAGAAAUAGCAUCUCUCGAAAUGGGUAAUCAAGCUUAUUGCUAUAUCAUGAAAACAGGGCUCAUACUUGAUGUUUCUGUCAUGAAUGGAUUGAUUGACAUGUAUAUAAAGUGUGGCUCUCUUGGAAGUGCUCAAGAGCUUUUUGAUUCUAUGGAGGAUCCAAAUAUUAUCUCCUGGAGUUGUUUAAUUGUUGGGUAUGCUCAGUUUGGAUAUGGAGAGGAAGCCCUUAAACUCUUUAGAAGGAUGAGAAGUCUAGGAGUCAGGCCAAAUGAAGUGACAUUUGUUGGUGUCCUGACUGCCUGCAGUCAUGUUGGACUGAUAGACGAAGGGUGGCAGUUGUACAGAACCAUGGAAACUGAAUAUGGGAUCAAGCCAUCAAGGGAGCACUGUUCUUGUGUAGUUGACUUACUUGCUCGUGCUGGACGCUUACAUGAAGCUGAGGAUUUUGUUAAUCAGAUGCCUUUUGACCCUGAUAUCAUAGUGUGGAAGUCUCUGCUAGCUGCCUGUAAAACCCAUGGGAAUGUUGAUGUUGGGAGAAGAGCUGCAGAGAAGAUUUUGAUUAUUGAUCCUUCCAAUUCUGCUGCUCAUGUAUUGCUAUGCAACAUAUAUGCUUCUUCUGGAAGAUGGGGAGAUGUUGCUAGACUGAGGGGCUCGAUGAAAGAAAGGGGUGUGAGGAAAGUUCCAGGGCAGAGCUGGAUUGAAGUUAAGAAUAGGAUCAAUGUUUUCUUUGCAGAAGAUAGUAUGCAUCCAGAAAGGGACAAAAUAUACUCAAUCCUGGAGGAGUUAUGGUUGCAGAUGCUGGAUGAUGGUUAUACUCCAUUCCAGAUAUAGGCUUCAAAUGAACGAAGACAUUGGUAAAGACAAAGAUGAGCUUCAUUCUCACCGUUCAGAGUAGUAGAAGGUGGUCUAAGUCAUUUGGGAGGUUCCAGAUUAAACAAUUCUCCCAGGAAGUCCUGUUGGAAAGACUGUGGGUACUGAGGUUCAUUUAGAUUCAGUAGCAUUACAUAACAGCCAAUUUACUUUUGAAGAUCACAGCAGAAACAUACGAACGUCCAUUACCCUGAGCUCUACAGUUCAGCAAUUGGUGCUGCAGCUUAUCACAAUUUUGCUGCCUGGUGCCGCUACCAAGCAAGCAGUAUUCAAAAGUAUAUUGAGCCAAUGAGAUUCUGAACAGAACUCAAUGAUCCUUGUUGGAAGUAUUUCCGGCUUAAUACUGCUAAUUAUGUCAAGCAACGAAUACAUUAGUGGUCUGUUGGUGCUUCCGUGUUGGUUAGGCCGCUCCUAUUUUUGAAACAGAUUAUUCUCAACUUCUCGUUGCAUGAAAGUUAGUAUUCAGUAAUAUCUAAAAACUUUGUUA